AUGAGCGAUUCGUUUGAAAUGAAUAGCGAAGAGUUUGAAAGCGACGAAAAGGAAGAGAAUAAGAGAAAAAAUCGUAACCUUCGUGAGAAGAAUCGUCGAGAUCUGUUUAAUUUGCUAAUCAAUGAGUUGUGUUCAAUCAUUAACUAUAACCCAAUGCCCGCCAAUCCGAUGGACAACAACGCGACCGCCGCCGGUGGCAGUCAUGCGGACAAUGGAAGCGCUGGUAAUAAACAUAAGACCGAUAAGUCGUCGAUAUUGAGGGCAUCCAUCACUUUCCUCGAGACUUAUUCGGAAGCAUUGAAUGUUAAAUCAGAUGAUAACCAGAAGAAGAGGACGGAAUCGUGCGAACAAAAUGUGUCCACUGAUGGCCAAACACCUGCCGCCCAAACUGUCAGUAUAUUCUCGUGGAAGCCAUCCUUUAUGGCAAACGACGAGUUUAUUCAUCUCAUGCUUGAAUUGCACAAAACAGUGACCACUGAUGACGGGAGCGACGAGACUCACAGGCUAUCCAUUUAUGAUCUCAUUCAUGAAGAAGAGAAAAUGUUUGUCGAAAAUUUCUUGACGUCAAAGCCAUCGCAGUAUUCAUUUGGGCAAACAUUUGCCUCAAUUUUGGUUCACUUCAAAGAUUAUGAUUUCAACCGCGAAUUGAAAGAAAACUAUCACGUCGUCCGUCUCAUCGGUUCCUUCACUGACAUCAAUGGUUUGAAUGCCGUCUCGACGACCACUCAAGCCGUCGCUGAGGGCAACAGUCGAUCGUGUUUUGUGGGUAUCGGUCGUCUCCAGACCCCAAAGUUCUUACGGGAGAUACAGUUCAAGACAACGGACGGACAAAAUCGGGAAUUUAUUUCCCGUAAUUCUCUUGAGUGGAAGUUUUUAUAUCUGGACCGAAGGGCGCCGCCAAUCAUCGGGUAUUUGCCAUUUGAGAUAUUGGGCACAAGUGGUUACGAUUACUAUCAUUGGGACGAUUUGGACGCUGUGGUGGCCGAUCACGAACAGCUCAUGCGGACGGGAGAGGUCACAUCCGGUGUUUACAGGUUUCUGACCAAAAGCCAUGAGUGGAUUUGGUUGCGGACCUCGUAUUACAUCGCUUACCAUCACUGGGACUCUAAGCCCGAGUAUAUUGUUUGCACGCAUACUGUUGUCAAUGAGCAACAAGUCUCGGCCGAGAAAAGCAAUAAAGUUAAUGAUAGACUAAAUGGCAAAUCACAGGAAAAUAUAGCCGUCGUUAAGAAUAAUGAUAACAACGAUGACAAUUGCCAUUUAGGACAGCAAUUGUUUCAAUCGACAACAACGCCAAUGAAUUGGACUCGUUAUUGCUAUACUGAUGGCCAGAAAACAGAUUAUCCAGAUAUAAGUCCAUCGCUAAUCACAUCAAUGGAUGAAAAUAAGACGAGUGGCGAAGAAUCGGCGCAAACGACUGCCAAAAACAUGAAUCAAUCGCAAACCAAAUCGUCGAUUGUUUUAGAAUUUUUGCGACAAAAACAUGAAUUACUUGAACACCAAAUACGACAACAACAGGAAGAGCUAAGACGUGUGACCGAACAGUUGGAUCUCAUUCAGACCGUCGCUGACCAGUAA
Messenger RNA from Medioppia subpectinata, 1578 nucleotides. NCBI's taxonomy places the organism in Eukaryota, Metazoa, Arthropoda, Arachnida, Sarcoptiformes, Oppiidae. The record is from the annotation of a GenBank genome assembly.